UUAUGGACUUGCUAGUGGCGGAGAGUCAACUUGAGUUUUCUUUGUUCCCCCGGUUUUGUUGUUGACGUGAUGUUGAUGCAGACGCUUGUAUUUGUAGGGUUAGCUUAGCUUCAAGGUAGCACGCAUCUUGCACGUGAUGUUGCAGGAUUUUCAGAAGAUGAAUAGCGCCAUCAAAGCUACCAGAUUCUUCAACUCAAACACCCUCAGACUCUUUCAUUCCUCUCCUCUCUUGGAACGCAGAAAGAGAAAUUCUUGGGAAUCUGGAUGCAACCAUUACUCAAAAAGAUUUAGAAAGACACAUGCGAAACAAACAUUACUCCGGGAUGUCAAUGCUUAUGCAGAAUUCUUGUUUCAGAGCUGGAAAGAAGAUAUUGAUGAAGAUGAUCCAUCUUCGAGUCGGGGCACCUCAUGGUUUAGAAAGCAAUAUUCUCCCAAGGGUUCUGGAAGGUACAGGAAUGGCAAUCAAGGAUCAAGGCACCAGUACAGAAGAGAUCCUGAGUUUUGCAGAGAUGAUUUUGAUGUUGAAAACAUUUUCCACUCUGCCUUUGGUGGGAACCGAUUCUUCUAUUGGUCCUUUAUAAAUGAGGAAAAUCCUCAGCGGAGGAGGACUGGAGGCUUUUCUAACUAUGGGAAAUCUUGGAAUUGGAGACAUCGGAGUAAAAAUGAGGACGGCUCUUCAACUGACUCCGAGUCUGAUUUUUCAUAUUCAGAUUUAGUUUCAGAUAGAUUAGCCCUUGGGUUGAGUGCUUCUGGUCCUCUGAAACUUGAAGAUGUGAAAAAUGCGUACCGGACAUGUGCCCUAAAGUGGCAUCCAGAUCGUCAUCAAGGCUCUUCCAAGGUUACAGCAGAGGAAAAGUUCAAGCACUGUAGUUCAGCUUAUCAAUCUUUGUGUGAUAAGCUGGCAUUGGAUUAAGGACUCUUAUUAUACCUUUUCUACAGUUCUCCAGCUCUUAGCAGUUAUUUCCCUAUGAUGAACAUGUUCUUGAUUGAUGUGGUUACUGAAGGAGUGAGAUCUUUUUCUCUAUCCCUAUUUAUCCCCCAUACUUUAUUUUAAAUUCUUCGUUCAUAUAUUACCAUUUAAUUUCAUUCACAAGUUGCUUCCUAAUAGCAUGUUUGUUUUAGAUUCAUUUUAACACAUCAGGUGUUCAUUGAAAGGAAGUUUUAGUUCCUUGCAGAAAACCUUAUUGGGAAGUCAAAUUUGGUUGAAGAUUUUAAUUUGCGGCAAAUGGAAUCUGAAACGAACUAGUGGUUUCAUAGAUGUAAAGUAUAGCCUUUUUCUCUGUAUUAUUCUCUAUUAAUUCCCUUUUUAUUAUUUAUUUUAUUAAUUUAUUGUUUUUUCUGUUUUUAAAA
Gastrolobium bilobum is the source of this 1350-nucleotide messenger RNA. RefSeq lists its product as uncharacterized. The transcript has 6 exons. The record is from RefSeq and is a predicted model, not a curated record. The coding region runs from base 137 to 913 and encodes 258 amino acids. Lineage: Eukaryota; Viridiplantae; Streptophyta; Magnoliopsida; Fabales; Fabaceae.